This is a messenger RNA of Chara braunii, 859 nucleotides long. NCBI's taxonomy places the organism in Eukaryota, Viridiplantae, Streptophyta, Charophyceae, Charales, Characeae. The record is from the annotation of a GenBank genome assembly.
GACGAAGGAUGUGAAGGUGGGCAAAGGGUCACCACAAUACCUGUCUCUUAUACACAGACAGAUGUGUAUAAGAGACAGAGGAACAUCUGAAGCGCCUGGGUAUAGUCAGCCAACAACAGACACAUCAGAAGGGCAAGCCCAUCGUCACCAUGAGAGAAGCGCCAGUGGUGUAGGAGGGCACAUCGACAUUCGUGGUUUGCCGCAGGUCAAGCUGUCUACUGCAGUGGAACAGGUUGACGAAGGAUGUGAAGGUGGGCAAAGGGUCACCACAAUACUCACAACUGUCACAGUGACAGAUAAURAAUGGUGUGAUGGCAGUGGCGCAAGUGUCUUCCCCGUUGGCGAGAAGGGCAAUAUUGGUAGCCCACAAGGCCAUAUGUGGAUGUCUAUGGAUAUUUUGCCAUAUGGGUYGGGAARCCAAGGGCGRCUCAGGGCAUCWUUGGAUGAAACCAUGYAUCUGGCRRAAAUGGAACAGCAACUCGAGGCUCACACUCCACUUGAUGAAGAGACACUCAUAGGCGACUUAGAGAUUCCUGCAGAAUUUCAAAGUCCGAUAUCAGAGGAGAAGGCACAACGAGGGUCUCAGGAGGCGGGUACUGUAACAGGCCACCAGGAGGAAGCUAUGCUUGCGGAGGAGAUGGAACCGGGCGGCGAGCCUAACAGUCCAUUUGAUGAAGACAUCCAUGGCAGCGACUUCGAUACUGGUACUGGAGGGUCUCGGGAUUCGCCUAUUGUAUUCGAUACUGCUGGGAAGAACGACACUCUUGAGGGUUUGUGGCAAACGAAACAAUUCAAGUGACGGACAUUGAAGAGGAUGAAGGACAUAUUGUACUGACUACUCCAGAGCAAAAGACACCUG